UAAAAGCUUUUUUUAAUUUUUUUUUUAUUGUGUGUUAUCUAUAUGCUCACUAGAAGAGGCAGAACUCAAAAUUAUCUUUGUUAGAUGAGGAUUUAGUGAUGAAACACAACUAAUCUUGAUUACCUAAUCAACAUUUUCUUUGUUAGGUUCAGUUUGUUUGCACACAGGUGGAAUUUUUUCAUAAAUUUCUAAAUAUAAGUAUUUGUAUGCUAAGGUUUAUUCUCAACUCGUAUAUUAUUUAAUUUGACAAUUUUUUUAAUAUUAGCCAGGCUUUUAGCUAUUCAUAAAAUUGAAAUUUCAUGUUUGAAAUAUUAACCUUUAAUGACAGCUUGAUCUGUGGUACCUCUAACACCUCUAAUGCAUUGAGUCACGUCAUCUUUUCCUGUAAUAUAAUUGAUAUGAAUGGGUGAGGAAAUUCAAGAAGUUUGUUUUCAGAAAAUAGAUUUCUUUUGUUUAUAUAAUGUUCAGAAAAAUAUCAAUGUCACAUAUAUCAAGAGUUGUUUGUUAUGAAUAGGUGAGGAAAUUCAUGAAGUUUGUUUUCAGAAAAUAAGAUUUCUUUUGUUUAUAUAAUGUUCAGAAAAAUAUCAAUGUCACAUAUAUCCUGAGUUGUUUGUUAGUACUAUGAUAGAAAACAAAAUUGACUUUAUGGACACGUCUAAAUCAUUUUAAGUCAUUCUCAGCUAGCUGUAGCCUGUAGCAUUCACGUGUUCCAGAAAACAUAUCUGUGAGCUGACUUGGGCAUGUGUUGUCAUGUGAUCCAUGUCUGACUAAAUAUGAACACUUGAGAGGUGGACUUGUAUGAAUCAGAUUCUUCUUUCUAGCUCUUCCAUUGGUCCUAAUCUUAUUCCGGAGAUGUGUUGUUACUGACUUUUGAAAAAUGGGUGCAGGUGGUCGGAUGCCGGUUGACUCCAAUGGUAAGAAAUCAGAAGAGGAAGUUCUCCAACGAGUUCCUGUCUCAAAACCUCCAUUUACUGUUGGGGACAUCAAGAAGGCCAUACCACCACAUUGUUUCCAAAGAUCCGUUCUUCGCUCUUUCUCUUAUGUUGUUCAUGACCUGAUCAUUGCUUCUAUCCUUUACUAUCUUGCAACAAAUUACAUCCAACUCUUACCUCACCCUUUAUCUUAUGUGGCUUGGGCAAUUUAUGGUUUCGUUCAAGGUUGUUUUUUGACUGGAAUUUGGGUCAUAGCCCAUGAAUGUGGCCAUCAUGCCUUCAGCGACUAUCAAUGGCUUGACGACACUGUUGGCCUUAUCCUCCACUCAUCUCUCCUUGUCCCUUACUUUUCCUGGAAAUACAGUCAUCGUCGCCAUCAUUCCAACACUGGUUCCCUCGAGCGUGAUGAGGUAUUUGUUCCUAAACACAAAUACGAACUCAAAUCUUUUGCCAAGUACCUUAACAACCCACCUGGCCGAGUCCUCACCCUUCUAGUAACACUUACUCUGGGGUGGCCCAUGUACCUCUUGUUCAAUGUUUCAGGACGACAUUAUGAAAGGUUUGCAUGUCACUAUGAUCCUCAGAGUCCCAUUUACUCGGAUCGUGAACGUGCUCAAAUCCUUGUUUCUGAUGCUGGUGUUCUUGCUUUCACUUAUGGUUUAUACCACCUGGCUGCAGCAAAAGGUCUAGCUUGGGUGUUGUGUGUUUAUGGAGGUCCUUUACUAGUCGUGAAUGGAUUCCUGGUGCUUAUCACCUUUUUGCAGCACACUCACCCUGCAUUGCCACAUUACAGUUCAUCCGAGUGGGACUGGUUAAGGGGUGCUCUGGCGACAGUCGAUAGAGAUUAUGGAAUCCUGAACAAGAUUCUGCACAACAUCACAGACACUCAUGUGGCCCAUCAUUUGUUCUCAACAAUGCCACAUUAUCAUGCCAUGGAGGCCACAGAGGUGAUCAAACCUAUACUGGGAGAUUAUUAUAGGCUUGACGAGAGUCCUGUUUUAAAAGCCAUGUGGCGAGAAGCAAAGGAAUGUAUCUACGUGGAACCAGACGAGAGUGGCAAGUACAAAGGUGUCUUUUGGUACAACAAUAAGCUCUAAGUUAAAGUUGAAGAACCAAAAGAUCCAGUUCAAGAUCUAUAUAUGUAUGUGUUUGAUUUCUUUGUAGUUUGUACUUUGAACCUAGCUCUCAAACCAUGCUUAAUUAACAAAAAUAAGUUUGUUAUAA
Daucus carota subsp. sativus is the source of this 2156-nucleotide messenger RNA. Its product is annotated as omega-6 fatty acid desaturase, endoplasmic reticulum isozyme 2. Gene Ontology annotation, molecular function: oxidoreductase activity, acting on paired donors, with oxidation of a pair of donors resulting in the reduction of molecular oxygen to two molecules of water. The coding region runs from base 878 to 2029 and encodes 383 amino acids. The transcript is spliced from 2 exons. Gene Ontology annotation, biological process: lipid metabolic process. The record is from RefSeq and is a predicted model, not a curated record. NCBI's taxonomy places the organism in Eukaryota, Viridiplantae, Streptophyta, Magnoliopsida, Apiales, Apiaceae.